Xyrichtys novacula (pearly razorfish) is the source of this 6368-nucleotide messenger RNA. NCBI's taxonomy places the organism in Eukaryota, Metazoa, Chordata, Actinopteri, Labriformes, Labridae. The record is from the annotation of a GenBank genome assembly.
CCUCCCACUUUAGUUUUGUUUUUACAGAGACUUCAGCUCUGCAAACUCAGACAGUAACCCGCUCGUUAGAUGAAAACAUGAGAAACCUGCGGUGACACACUUUAAUCUUCAAACUGGUUUAAACUUGGGGAUUAAACUUAAAUCGUUUUUGGAGGUAAGUGCUUAUUCCUGUCCGCUGCUGCGUCGCUGGUUAAAUAUCGUGAGUCGCGUGCGUUUGACAGUGAUAGAGCACGAGCCUCUUAUCACACGGAAGUGUUUUGAAGCAAAAUGGUCUGACGUUUGAGAAAUAUAUUGGCAUUUGUACACUAUUUUUCUGUGACUUUGUAUAAAACUUUUUAAAAAGUUGUUUAAAACGUAUUUCACGUUAAAGUUACGUUUGCUGCGAAGAGAAGGCAGUCCAAAAUACGGUGUGAAAAGUCAGUUUUAAGUCAGUUUUUUAAUUAUUCAGCAGUUUUUGACUUGGGGAAAAUUCAACUGAAAGAUUUGCAGGGUACCAAAACAUCAUUACCCUGUGGACCAAAAGCCUCCUAAGCACUGUUACUAACGAUAGUUAAGAUAAUUGCUGCUGUAACUGGCUGAAAGUUGCUAAUUUUGUAGUUGUUUGUUGUUAUUAAAUGACUCAUCUCUAAACCAGAAACAGUCAAGUUGUAGAACAAGUUUAGUUGGGCAUGGGUUCAAUAUUAUCCUCUGAUUGAUGGUUAAAGGAAUUAAGGCCAAAAUAAGAAUUAUCUAUGUGGCACAUCUGAGCAUACUUGGUCACAGAGUCCUUUACAAGCACAGUAAUAAAAACAAACGUCAGAAAAUUAAAUAUGUCAUGUGAAAUACUGGCAAGUCAAACAAACAGAGCAGUAAACAAACAACCACCUUACUGGAAUGGGAGAUUACAGAAAGCCUUGAUGAUGGAUCAGGUUAUUGAGUUAUUUCUAUGUUUAUCAAUGGUGAUGAAGAGCAGGGGGAUGUGAGGCUAGUUUGAGUAAAUAAUCUGCCUCAGCUAAAGUGUGUGCUUAAGCUUGUAUACGGGAAAUGGGAGGAAUCCAUGACGUAUACAAAUGUUUUCAGACUGUAACAGGCUGGUUUAAUAGAGCUGAGGGAAGCAGAAUUUGACAAGUUGUUGACAAGUUUGUUGCACCAGGCCAAUAAACUGUUCACCAGCAGCGGUGAAGGUCUCCUGUCAACAGUAUUUAGUUUUCUUUUUAAGCAGUAGGAUGAUUUUGAAGAAAGGACAGCUGAUUAAGGUCAUUAGUUUCUGCAGAAAAUCAGAUAUGAGUAUAAUAGUGAAUGAUACAUUAGAAAUCAACUGAAUAGAUUAUCCAGAAGGAGCAUAUAAAGGGAGAACAGUAUUGGUCUGAGGAUAGAACCCUGUGGAACUCCGCACAGCAGAGGAACAGAGGGGGAUCAGUUUUGUUGCUGCAGAAGUGAGCAAUAUGAAAGUCAAAUAAGUGAAGUCAAUUUUGGGGUUUAAUAUUGAACCUAUCACCAAUUUCUUCUAGAAUUCGGUAACAUCGAUUUUCAUGUAUAAAGUAAACAGAUAGGAACGCUUAAAAAGACAAUCACAGUAUCAGCAGGUGUGAUUAUUUCUGCAUAUAAGCACAGCCGAUAAAGUAAGACAUUAACUAUGCAUAAAAGAUAACACCUUAGCAAGACAGUGACAUCAACAUUUGAAAAGGAAUACAUGAAUCAUUUACAGAAAAACCGCAUGUUAUUUUUCUUGUUUUAUGCAUGCUUCUCAAAACAAGCAGACUUUCACAACAAGAGGAAAGUUUAGUGCAUUGUAAAUUGUGAAUGUUAGGAAUAAGAUGUGGGCUUAAUUUGUGACAAUAACUUUGAAUAUAAUCUGUAAAUAAAGUUUGUUCCUCUUCCAAAAAAAAAAAGCUCUAUUAAAGCCUCUGUGAGGAACUUCUAGUGUUAUCAUGUUCUUGAAAAGCAUAAAGAGUGUCCUCUGACACAAAAAUCUCAUCCUGCUGCCAAAUAUGUUAUUCAUUGUGAAUAUUUUACAAGAACAAAGUGGUCUUUGGUCUGUUUUAUAAACAUCAAAAAACUUCUCAUGGGGGCUUUAACCGUCUCUGCCUAAUCAAUCCAAACAUAUAUGGAAUAAAGACAUGAUUUUGUUAAGUCGUCUUGAAAUUUUACCUUCAGUUCAAGAAGACCAAUUCUUGUUUUUUCUAGCAUGAUUUUUCAAAACCAGGUUCAAAGUAUCAAAAUUUAGUUUCCAUUCAGUGAUUUUUUUGUUAAAGAUUUAUUCUUUUACACAAAUCCUUCUUUUCCUCCCCCCUAAAUAGUUCUGGUUCCUGGGCCAAACCAGACUGUGUCCAAUCUUGACUCACUUCUCCUUACUUUUAUUGUGAAACUCUGCAGCCGUCACACACCCACUGUGUCUGACAGUGACGGUACUGCGGGAUUUUAAAACUGCAGUUUAAGUAUAAUGUUCUGCUGCUGCGUCAUGUUUUUUUUGUCACUCCCACAGUGUGAACUCUGCUCACAAUAAGUGGAAAAAUGUUCUUUUAUUGGCCAUUUAAAGCUUUGUGAGGACGGCUUGUAUUAUAGGUCACCUGUGAAACUUUAUGCUGUGUUAAGUCACUGUCUGUUCGCAAGUCUCAGGUGACGGUGGGAUUUCUAGCUGGAGAUUUCAUCCAUUUUUUUUUUGUUCUGUUUCAUCUGUAGGCUCGGCUUUUCUCUCAGCAGGAGCCAUGGUCACAUUAGGGAAUAACACUGAGUCUCCAGACAAGCCUUAUCUUACAGAUGCGGGGGAAAAAUCGAGAACACUGAGGUCCUUUCCUCCCUACGGCACCAUGAAUAAAAACUCAUCAGGAGACACCUGCCCCACAUGCCAAGGCACCGGGCGAAUACCCAGAGGUUGGUGCAUUUUUGAUUAUUGACUUUUCUGGAUUUUGUGAGCAAAUUCAGCCUUGAACCAAACUUAAGUAGGCGAAGUUCACCAACUGUCAUCCUCCAAUAACUUCUACAUUUUCAUUUCAAAACUAAGGAAACUAAUCCAAUCUAAAAAGCAUUCAUAUACUGGACCACUUUCACUUUAUUUUAGUGAACAAUUGUGUUAUUUCUUGUCUUAACAGGCCACGCAGACCAGCUGGUUGCAGUGAUUCCAUGCAAUGAUAUCAGGCUGAGACCCAGACGCACGUAAGAAAUAAAAGCAUGUGAUUUUGCCUUUACAGUUCCAAUGUGCCAGUAAGGUUCAUUAUCUUCUGUACAUGUUUACAUAAAGCUUAACAUUACACAUAUAUAUAUUUAACAGCAUGUUUUGAGUACAAUAACAUCUUGCAUAAUUGUGUUUGUGGAUUUCACUCCCUGUAAUUCUAUAAUAAAUUUUGCAUGUUUUUUUUAUUGUGUUUUAGGAAGCUGUAUGUGUUCGUCUCCAUGGUUGUAUGUCUCCUGCUCUCCUGUCUGAUCCUCUUCUUCCUUUUCCCCCGGAGUGUCACCCUGACGCCUGUGUCUGUGCUGUCAGUCAUGGUCUUCUUCACCCCAGACACGGUUGAAAUGGAGGUCACGGUAAGUAAAAGCAGCACUGAGCGUGGAGCCUGUUACAUGUGGAACUGUCCGAUCUCACUGCUUUAAAAGAAACACCUUCACUGAGCAAGAAUAAGGGUGCGCUAGGACUGUUACCAAACUGUCUCAUCGUUUUCUGCCAAAUUCAGUCAGUUUAGACCAGAAUCUGACUAUUUUAGGUAUCUAUUGUAAUUAUUAUGCCUGAUAGGUGCAUAACUUCAGAGUCAAAAUCAAGACAUAGGAUGAAAAUUACUGUGAAAUUAACAGAAAUAUAAAGUUAGAAAAGAAACAACCUUGUAAACAUAAAGCUAGCUCGUUAGCUAAAGAUACAUGAACUGUUUUACUGUCCCCUGCAUCUUAAUAACUUAAAGAGCCAAUAUGUAACAUGUAACAUUUAAAUAUUUUAACUGUCACAAAAUUAAGUACCACUUAAUUUCAAGCUAGAAGUUGCUGUCGGGGUAUUAAUCAAGUCAAUAAGUUUAUUUUCUUAGUUUAAUUACCUGUAAAUUAGCUUAAUAUUCAUUGUAGGCUAAGUUGAUUAAAGUUAGGUAGAUGUCAGUAACGAAGGAUAUACUGUCGAUUCACGGAAAUAACACAAGUGUUUUUACAAUAUCUAUUUCUGUUCAAAUGACAAGAGUAAGAAAUCAGAUAUUGCCUCAAUGAUUAAUGUACCAGUUAACUUAGCAGCUAGCAAGUUAGCUGGACGUCAGAAUUUGGGGACCAACUUGUUGUUUUAUGGCAGCAAAUCAAUUGUUUUUAGGCUACUGCAUGUUUGAUUAAACUACUUCAGUGUGGGUCAUUUUAGAUAUUUUUUAUUACAAAGCUCGUAUACACAAAAGCAUUAUAAAUACUUCCCUUUUGUGUGCGAAAUGGAGCUGAUGAGCUGCUUAUCUUGGCUCAGUUAGUUUGCAUAAAGAUGCAUAUUGCUAAGCAAAACUUUGCAGAGUCAACAUAUUUUAAUGUCUUUCAGUCACCUGACAGAAUAUAUGUUUACUUGAGGUUUUGUGCGCCUGACACGUGUGUUUCUUCUUCUCUUAGAACCUCAUCAACAUCUCAAACGAGAACUUUGUCCCAGUUCAGAUUGUGGAGUUUAACAUGCAGGGUCUGGUCUCUCAAUCAGUCGUGGGAAAGAUCAAAAUAUCCAAUAUGACGGCCAUCCAGUCCCGCUCGCAGAACUCAGUGAGUGUCACAUGAGGUGAAUCACGUCAGAUUUCACUGUUAAUAAACAGCACGUUAUAAUAUUCACCUUUACCCCUCUUUUGUACCAGUACACCGUUAAGAUCAACCUGCCCAUCACAGAUAAAGGAUUGAAGUAAGUUGGUGAUUUUCAGACAAUACCGAACAGUUAAAAAUCAAACACCAUGUUCAUUUGAAUGUUUUUACACAUCUGCUUCCUCUCUUUCAGCACUUACUGCAAGUCCGCGGCCAUCCACAUUCACACAUUAUUUCUGGAGCUGCAGUGAGUAUCGGUCUAAAACCUCAUGCUGCUACAUGCAUUGCUGUACAACCUCAGAACAGUCUUAUCUUGUAGGGUUGAAUCUUUAAAUCUAACAUGCCUUAUAAUGAUAAGCAAAAGGAUAUGAUAAUGCAGAUAUGUAAAGAGCAUUUCCUGUUUUUUGAAUCAGCUUUUUGUAUAGAGUUGGUUUAAUUCUCCUAGAAAUAUACACACAAAGUGUACCGUGAAACUGUAAAUCAAUAAAGCAAAACAAUCGAUCUGAAACCCUCAUCCCCCUUUAACUGAGUACAGCAAUCCCAAAGCGAGAAAGAGACAGAUGCUGGAAGUUAGAAUGAUAUUCUAAGAUUUAUAUGAGCAUGAAAAAGAAAAAGGGAAAAUGAAAUUAGUCGAGUUCUUGUUUCCAGAGGACAAAAUGUCCUUGAGUAUGUAAUCUCAGACACUACUUUUAUAUUUUCAUUUCUGCUUGUGACUAGCCGCUUCCUCAAGCGUGCCUUCACUCUUUAAUACAGUUUUUUUUUUGUUUAACUUGAAACCACAUCAGUUCACUUUUUGGCCACUUGGGGGCAGCAGAACAAGCAGAAAAUCUGAUCCACUAUUAAAUUAACCAGGUUAACAGAUACUUUACUUUCUGUUUAUCUGAUGGGCAUGUGGCGUUCAGUGGUUUUGUAUGGCUGCAGUUAAAAAGUGGAGAACCCAAAACUAAAAGCUAAAAGACACUAAACCACUCAGUGCUGCGAAGAGCUGCUUAAAAAUCCCAUAAAGCUUUCAUUCAGUCUCCAAUAACGUUUUCUCUUUCUCUCCACAGAAUCACAAUGAACAUUUCUUAUCUCUCUCACACGGAGCAGCUGUCUCUGGACACCUUCGAGUAUAUUGACUGUGGCACCAACUCCACAAUCCCACAUCCUGUGACAUGAUGAAACCGAAAUGAAAAACACAGAAGCGUGAAAUGAUGAAUGAUGAAUAUUCUGCCUGCAUUGCACCAUUAUCUCGUCUGCACGGGAUGUGAAUCUUAUAAUGAGAAAUACUAUGACAGUGCACCGGAGCUUAUCCUUUUAUGUUGUUUUCGCAGACUUUUAAGACUCAAAUCAAUUACUACAAUGUUGUGAUUUGAAAUAUAAACACUUUACUGACUUCACCUUUAACUGCUGGUGUUUGUUUGAGGUACAGUAAAUCUGUAUCACAGGUAUGGUGGUCUUGAGGAAGCAUUUGUGCCCAGAUAACUUGAAUUUAAAUGUUGAAGUUUAUAUUUUUAUGGAAAAUUUAAGGUUUCUAUAAAAUUUUCUACUUUCAAAAUGUUUAUGAAGCUGUUUACUUCUUUACAGGGACAUGUAUUUUAUGUAAAUAUGUGUUGGAAUUGCUGAUGAUCUUUUGUGAUUUGCACUUCAUUAAACAGUCUCUGUUUUUCACAUUA